Molecule: messenger RNA, 1201 nt
Organism: Ooceraea biroi (clonal raider ant)
Lineage: Eukaryota; Metazoa; Arthropoda; Insecta; Hymenoptera; Formicidae
Source: RefSeq, a predicted model, not a curated record
GCGCUCGCCACUUUCCUCUCCUACGAGAUCGCGGAGAAAUCUACCUCGGAACAAUCGAUCGGUUCUCCAUACCGUGACCUUGAUAUCGUGACCUCGCUUCCGCUUUAACGUCCGGUUCACAAUCGCGAUCGGGUGAUCGGUGCCGGUGAAUCGUGUGACGGUGGUGUGGCCGCUCCUGUGCCUGAUGGUGAUUGGUGAACCUGACUGCAGGAAGCUCUUUUGGGAAUCUAUUUCCUUUCUUUAAGCUUUCUUCGCCGUUUUGAAGAGACACGCAGGAUCAUGGCAUCGUACAGAAGCUAUGGAGAUACGGGAGCAUAUCGAAGUAGAGCUGGCAUUGGUAACACAUUCGGUAGGAAUACUUCCGGCGGAAGUAACCUGCCAAGCUGUAGAAGUAGCUACUCCGGAGUCGGGUCGAGUUCCGUUCGAGCUGCUGCCAAGGAACGGGCGUUCGCUGGUUUUGGAAGCACUUUUCUCAAAAAGGAUAAACUCGAGGAGAAAUCCACAUUUAAAUAUUCAUGUACCAAAGACACCGAUAAAAGCCGAUUGCAUUCCGGAAGAGCGUCAUCCGAAGACGUGAGGGCAAAAAGUCCACUAUCUGACAGUAGGUCAUCCCUCCUCGAAAAGUACUCGUUCUCAGCUGGCAAAACAUCGGAGAGACCGUCUUCCGUGCUGGAUAGAUAUAACCGGCCGGCUUCGCGGGAAAAGAGCACAGAGCCCGAAGGAAUAUUGCGGUAUGGAUCCAGCACAUAUCCUGGAUCGAAUUUUGGUCGAACUUACGGCAACGAUGGUAGGGUUGAGAAAAAGGACCAUCCACCGGUCUCCUAUAGAGGAUUACGUCCCAAUUCCGGAAAAACAUCGCGCGAGCCUAGUCCGGAAGUCGGAAAAACGAAUUCAUUCAGGGUCUACUCAAGAGCGCCGUCUUAUGGUCGUUCAGCUGCUUCUCCUAGUGAGUACAACUGUUUUGUGAUACAUUAUAAAAAAUAUCGCAGAAAUAUAUAGUUUCUAAUACUAUAUAUCAUAAUUUUAUUAUUAGAUGAAUAUUAUAGUUAUUGUUCCUUUCAUUCGUAUUUAAGAAUCGCUAUUAUAAAAAAUAAUGAGAUUUCUAAGUUAAAAUUCUCUCUUAGAUUUGUUUCUAUCAGUUUUACUAUAAAUUUUAUAAUCAAUUUAAAAAAUAGAUUUAAUGACACCAAAUCUAUCUGUG